Molecule: messenger RNA, 1605 nt
Organism: Camelina sativa (false flax)
Lineage: Eukaryota; Viridiplantae; Streptophyta; Magnoliopsida; Brassicales; Brassicaceae
Source: RefSeq, a predicted model, not a curated record
AUAUUUCUAGUUUGUCUAUAAAUUAUCUUUGUUUCCUCUUCACGCAAAGACAUCAUCACAACAUUGAUUCAUCUUUGUUUAUCAACCUUCCUUUCUCAUAUGGAUUCAAUAAGCUUAAUUGGAGUUUCCAUAGCCAUCAUUUGCUUUCUCAUCCUCCAUUGCUUCCUCUUCAAGAAACAUCUUUACCGGUUCUUUAUAAUUAGCUGGCCGGUUGUUGGGAUGAUUCCGGGUCUUGUCUUGGUGCUCCACCGUGUCUAUGAGUUCACCGUGGAGCUUCUUGAUAGCACUGAGUUAAAAAUUUUAUUCAAGGGACCGUGGUUCGCCGGAAUGGAUAUGCUGCUCACAGCUGAUCCAGCUAAUAUUCACUACAUAGUAAACUCAAACUUCUCCAACUUUGUUAAAGGUUCCGACUUCAAAGAAGUCUUUGAUGCCUUCGUAUAUGCUUUACUCACAAAGGACUCGGUGGCAUGGAAGAAUCUGAGGAAAGCUACUCAUGUCAUGAUCAACCAUCAAGGAUUUCAAAGGUUGUCAAUGUGUACCAUGAGAGGUAAACUCAAGGACGGGCUUGUUCCAUUUUUUAAUCAUAUCGUUAAAGAUGGCACAACCGUAGAUUUACAAGAAGUGUUCAGGAGGUUCACGUUUGAUAUAACUCUAGUUACAGUAACCGGGUGUGAUGAUCCUAGAUCUCUCUCCAUUGAAAUGCCAGAGGUUGAGUCCGCUAAAGCUCUAGACGAUAUAGUAGACGGGAUAAAGUAUAGGCAUGUUAAACCUAGAUUCUUGUGGAAGCUACAAAACUGGAUCGGAGUUGGGAUAGAGAAGAAGAUGACAGAAGCUGGUGCCAUUUUUGAUAGAGUGUGUGCAAAAUACAUAUCAGCCAGGAGAGAAGAGAUAAAAAGAUCACAAGGGAGUAAUAAUGAUAAUUUUAGUGGAGAAAGUGAAGAUCUUUUGACAUCGCACAUAAAGCUUGAUACAACUAAGUACCAGCUCUUGGAUCCUAUCAAUGAUAAAUUCCUCAGAGACAAUGUCUUAGCUCUACUUCUAGCUGGGAGAGAUAGCACUGCCUCUGCUCUCACUUGGUUCUUCUGGCUUUUGUCCGAAAACCCUAAGAUUCGCCAAGAAGUUUGCGGGACCGAGAGAAGUUUGCGGAAUCGAGAGAGGUUUGCGGGAACUGGGACUAGAGGACCUUUGUCAAAGGAGAAGAGGAUGAGUUUGAAAUUUGCGAGCCAUGUGAGGAAAAAUGCUGUGAUGAAAGAGAGAUGCACAGUGGAGAAAAACAGAGGAAGAACAAGAAACAAAGCAAUGAUGGGGGAAACAGAGAGGAAUCGAGGAAGUCCUGAUUUAAUUCUAGGUGGCAAAUAGUAACAAUAAGAUAUGGAGAUGAUUGUAAAAACCAAGACUUUGAUCAAGCUCUUGAGUUUUUCCUCCAUCUCUCAGAUCUUUUGUGAUUUGCUGUUGAGCUUUGGGCAAUAACUUAAGUUGUUACUUGGCUGAUUUUUAUUUAGUGUCAUUUUUUUUACUAGCAAUCACCUAAGUUAAAUAUUUGAAGAAGAGAUUACAUAGAGUAGGUAGGAAUUGAACUAAAUAUAAAGAAGUUUGUUUAAAAUA